This is a messenger RNA of Micromonas pusilla CCMP1545, 3063 nucleotides long. RefSeq lists its product as uncharacterized. Gene Ontology annotation, molecular function: DNA-binding transcription factor activity. Gene Ontology annotation, cellular component: cytosol. The transcript has 2 exons. The coding region runs from base 1 to 3063 and encodes 1020 amino acids. NCBI's taxonomy places the organism in Eukaryota, Viridiplantae, Chlorophyta, Mamiellophyceae, Mamiellales, Mamiellaceae. The record is from RefSeq and is a predicted model, not a curated record.
AUGGCGAGGGACGCGGCGAACGAAGAGAAACGGCUGCGGCGGUGCCGUUUAGGCCCAGAGGCGUGCGAGACGGAGGACGACGCGCGCGCGACGGACGCGACGAAGACGCGCGCGGGCGUCGUCGCCGACGGCGCCGACGCCGACGCCGACGCCGAAGAGGGAGAACCGCGGACGAACGGUGAGCGUCUCUGGGAGACGGCGCGGACGCUCGUCUUCGACGCGCUCGCGCGUCCCCUGGAAGGGGGCAUCGCCGAGAACGACGACGAUAUCAACAUAGCGUUAGACGUGCUGAUGAUGACGACGACCGCGUCCGAAGACGCGCCGGGUCCCGCCGGCGGCGGCGGCGGCGGCGUCGCCGCCGCGGAGGCGCCCGCGCCCGCCAAAGCUCGCGGCGAGCGCUCCGAGGACGUCGCCCUCGCGCGCGCGCUCAUCGCGAAAACGCAAGGUCGGUCGCAACACUGGAAAGGGUUCACAUGCGACGAGCUCGACGUCCUCGCGCGGGAAGUGAGCAUCGUGAGCUACGACGACGGCGAGCGCGUGAUGCGAACGGGCGAGGCGGCGGAUUUCGUCGCGUUGAUCUUGUCCGGCGCCGCGCGCGUCGAGAUCGCGGACGUUCGUAACGCGUCUCAAACGACCGUUUCAACAAAUUCGAAUACCAAACGCCGCGUCGCCGGGGUCUUCGGACCCGGGUCGCUCAUGGGCGAGAUGGCGCUGUGGGAGGGCGGCGUUCGGUCCGCGGACGUCAUCGCGUGCGGCGAGGACGGAGGGACCGUCGUCGGGUUGUUUCACUUUGACGACUUUGUGGAUUUUUUCGAGCGGGACCCGCGCGUCGCGAUGAAGCUGUUCCAGCUCUUCGUGCACGCGUCCACGAGCAAGCUGAAGGAGUGGCGGCUGCAGACGAUGCUCUCCGCGACGGGCGCGAGCCGCGAGCCGCGGCCGCGCGGCGCUGGCGGCUCGGAAGACGAAGAAAAGAAAUUGAACGACGAAGACGACGACGACGACGACGACGACUUUCUCGAGCUCGCGCGAGCGGCGCACGCGACGCGCGCGCUCGGGGACGAGAUCAAGGACGCUGACCUCAUCGCGAUGUCCAAGCGCGUCACGCUCGCGAGAGGCGACGUCGGCGCCGUCGUCGUCGCCGCCGGCGCGCUCGCGGGGUCGCUCGUGAUCGUGCUGAGAGGGAGAGUAGAGAGCUGGAAGGGCGGGUACGAAACCGGGGAGAUGUUAACCUCGCACGGCGUCGGCGAGAUGGCGUCCGUGGAGGAUUUCGUCGAAGCCGUCCACGGGCCACACGAGCAAAGCUGCGACGUCGUCGUCGCGGAAACGGAUACCGUGUGUGCUUUACUAUCUGUCGCCGGUUUAGUGGAAGGCAACGCCGCGGACCCGGAGGCGAUGUUUAAGCUCGCGUGCGCCGCGGGGGCGACGAUGGCGCGGGAGUUGUCGAGUAGGUUAGAGACCGCGCGCGCGGCGGCGAACGACGCCACGACGACGACACAAGCCGUGGUGGAGGAGAAGAACGACGACGACGACGACGACGACGAAGAAGAAGAAGAAGAAGAAGAGGAGGAGGAGGAAGAGAAACAGGAAGAGGAGGACGAAGAGAAAGAGAAAGAGAAAGAAACGAGCGACGAAGACAACGAGCGGCGCACGGAGGAAGAACCCGCAGACGCGGAGCCCCCCGCGCGGACCUUUCCGUCCGUCGUCGUCGCGCGGUGGCGAUCGAUCGACGCGGCCGCCGAGGAAGACGCGCGCCGUCGCGAGAAGGACGACGAGAGCGAGCGCGUCGAUUCUCCUCAGGACGACGCGCUUCUCCCUGUUCACAGAAAAACGCACACGGACGAGGCGUUAUUCGACCACCACACCGGCGAGUACGACGACGACGCGCCCUCGCUUCUUCGCGCGGUCGUGUCGUUCAGCCCCGCGUUCCGCGGGUUCGACGACGCCGAGAUCGACGUUCUCGCGCGGCACGUGAGCCUCGUGAAAGGUGGGUGUCACACCGGUCCCCAUACGACCCCGUUCGCGUUGUGCGCGCUGGUCCUUAAGGACAUUUCCCGGCGUUUCUCUCCGCCCACACCACGGUUUCAAUCCCCGACGCGAUGCCUUUCAACUCCAUCUGACGCCUAUGAACUCCACCCCGACGUCGCUUCGUAUGGAACGACCCUCGUGAAAGUCUCUGCGGGGCGCCAAAUCAUCAGACAAGGCCAGCACCCCACAUUCGUCGCCGUCUUAAUGAGCGGCGGCGGCAGCGUCGUGAACGGCGACGGCGACGUCGUCGCCGCCGUCGCCGCCGGAGACGUCGUCGGCGAGCUCGCGCUGUUUCAACCGGGCGUGCGGCGCGGGACGGUGAUCAGCGCGGAGGACGACACCAUCGUCGGCGCGUUCGCGUUUGAAGAUCUCGCGGCGAUGGCGAAACGGUCGCCGACGUUGGGUUUGAAGACGUUGAUGCUGUACGCGCGGCUCGCGGGGACGCGCGCGCACGAUAACAUCGUGCACGCGUCGCCGAGAGAAGUCAUCGGCGGCGUCGCCGUCGGCGACGGCGACGCCGGCGCCGUCGCGACGAUCCUGAAAGCCGCGCACGCGGCGGCGGCGGGUCUCGACGGCGACGGUGACGCCGGACUCGCGAGCGGCGUCGCGGACGAAGACAUCGAGACCAUCGCGUCGUUCGUCGACGUCAGGCGCUUCGCCCCCGGGGAGGUGGUGUUGCGAGAAGGCGACGUCGGCGGCGGCGUGCUCUUCGUGACGUCCGGCGCCGUGGACGUCCGCAUCGGCGGCCCGCGAGGCGUCCUCCUCGAGCGUAAGACGACCGGGGAGUACGUCGGCGAGGGCGCGUACUUAGAGCACGGCGGCGGCGCGAGCGCGAGCGUCGCGGAGAGCGGCGCGGCGGCGGCGGCGGAGGAGGAGAGGGAGAGGGAAAGGGAGAGAGAGAGGGAGAGGGAGAGGGAGAUGGAGAUGGAGAUGGAGAUGGAGAUGGAGAGGAAGGAUGGGAGCGGGAAGGGGAGAGGGAAGAAGAGCGCGCUCGGGUCGCGACGCGCGAUCGACGCGAAGAAGAGGACGGCGCCGUGA